Suillus paluster is the source of this 1778-nucleotide messenger RNA. RefSeq names its product amidase signature domain-containing protein. Lineage: Eukaryota; Fungi; Basidiomycota; Agaricomycetes; Boletales; Suillaceae. The transcript is spliced from 7 exons. The record is from RefSeq and is a predicted model, not a curated record. The coding region runs from base 127 to 1665 and encodes 512 amino acids.
AAUUAGAGCUGGUGACUUCGGACGGACACUGUCACAUGGAUUAAAGGGUAGCAUUAAUGCAGACCCUUAUCUUUGGCUGAAUAGCUAACCUGGGCGUGGCUCUUACCCUGCCGCUACUGGAAUCUAAUGACUUUCAAGGCUUCCGGCGGUGCUUUGCCUGAUCUUUAUGAGGCUUCAAUCGCAGAACUUCAAGAUGGUCUAGUAAAAGGAGACUUCAGUAGUGUUCAGCUUGUGCAGGCCUACCUUGGCAGAAUCGAAGAAGUUAACCUGAAAGGUCCUGCAUUGCAUGCAGUCAUUGAGACUAAUCCGAAAGCCUUGCUACAAGCUGUGUCCCUUGACGAUGAACGGAAAGACAAAGGCAGCCGUGGGCCAUUGCACGGAAUACCAUUGUUAUUGAAAGACAACAUUGCUACGUUGCACAAAGAAGGUUCCUACGCGCUGCUGGGUUCAGUUGUUCCUCGAGACGCAUUUGCUGCAGCAAAAUUACGUGAAGCUGGGGCUAUAUUCAUAGGCAAAACAAACCUCUCCGAGUGGUCUGGUAUGAGGGGCGAGUGGGGUGAUCUGAAAGGACAAGUUCCCAAUGGCUUCACGGAACGUGGAGGGCAAACUCAUUGUCCCUACUACCCGAAUGCUAGUCCAUCCGGUUCAAGCUCCGGAAGUGGCAUUUCGACUGCUGUUGGUCUAGCAGCGGGCUCCCUUGGCUCAGAAACUCAUGGCUCUAUUGUCUCCCCAAGUAGCAGGAACAAUAUUGUGGGCAUCAAGCCUACUAUCGGGCUGGUAUCUCGCUCAGGCGUAAUACCCAUUUCUUCUCAUCAAGAUACUGUUGGCCCGAUGUGUCGCUCUGUCACUGACGCAGCCCUGUUAUUGAAUAUUAUCGCUGGGCCUGAUCCUCGAGAUGAAGUUACUUUACAUCAGCCUGGGAUUGUCCCAGACUACAUGAAAGCGCUCGACGCAAACGCCUCAAAGACCAUCGAGGAGAAGUUCAACUCAUCCCUUGACGUCUUUCGAGCUUUAGGCGCAGAAAUCGUUGACCCUGCAGAUUUUCCAAAUGCGGAAGAACUAGUAGCUUCUAAAGCGGAGAAGCGGAUACUGGACGUGGACUUCAAAGUUGAUCUUAACAAGUACCUAUCAGAACUGGUCGACGUUCCGACAGGCGUCACCACUCUCGCUGCUCUGAUAGAAUUCAACAAGGGUCGUGCAGAGCUAGAUCUUCCACCACCAUUCUACAAAGAUCAAUCCCAAUUCAUCGAAUCGGAAGCUACACAGGUUGACGACGCUUACUUUGCAGCACUAGCCGAGGAUUUUGAUUUGGGACGCACGAGGGGAAUUGACGCCACUCUGGCUCAGUUCAAUCUCGAUGCCAUAAUUCUACCGACCGAUGCGCUGGUAUGCAAACCCGCGGCAAUUGCAGGGUAUCCGUUGAUCUCAGUGCCCCUCGGCUUUCAGCCAGAAGACGUUAAAGUACUGCCUGCGACGCCAUCCCCAGUGCACAUCCAAGCCCCAGGACUUCCUUUUGGAAUCGUUUUCAUGGGUACUGCGUAUAGCGAGUUCAAGCUCAUCAGCUAUGCCUAUGCUUUUGAGCAGGCUACUCACGUGCGACUUGAGAGAAGGGCAUAUGAUGAUGCGAUUCCCAGAACCCAACUAAUAGAUGUUAUGUUUCAGUGAUUUGUACACUAUAUGCAGGGAAUAACUGAGCUGUCUUGCGUGCCGCUCGGAAAUGUUUUUCCGUUCUUAAAUAGUGGAAUGUGCUUUCGUAUUAUAAGCACUUCUCUGGUCGG